CAUAUUGAAGCAUAAUAUUAUGUUGUUUUUUGACUUUAAAAAAAAAUUGUGUGUUCGUUAAAAUAAUUUGUAAAUUAUUGUGAAAAAAUUUAUAGCUCUUAAAAUGGUACAAAAAGGAAGCGCUGUGAAGAAGGAGAGGGUGGAUGUGAUCGACUUGGGAGCUCCGCGGCUUGUCCGCUCCGCCGCGCAUCCCGCCACCCGCACUGCCUUAACGGCGGUCGCUACGAAUAGCUCGCGUCUCCACACGCUAUAUACACCGAACCCUCGUCUCUACCCGGGUACUGCCGGCCGAGUGUUAUCCAAGCGUCGAGCGGAGUCCGUGAAACAAGGGCGGGGUCGUCGGAGGCGCGUGUUCCGGCGUCCGGUGCCCAACUCGCGCCUGUACCGGCCUGCGCCGCCCCGCCCCUGCGCUCCCCCCGCGCGGCCCUGCGCUCGGUGGCCUGCUCCGCCCGCGCCAGCGCUCGACACAGCGUCGCGCGCUGCACUGCGCCUGCUCGACAAGCGGCUUGGCGAGCCCGCCCGCGAGCCGCGAGCCGAGCUCGAGCCCGAGCCCGAGCCCGUCCCUGUGCCGCGGCAGAUCGUGGUGCGCCUGCCAACGGAGCGCUACCUGCCAACGGAGCGCUACCUGCCCACCAGCGAGCACUUCCGAGCGCGCGACACCUCGUCGCUGGAGCUGGUGGCUCGCGCCCCCCGCCGUAGUAUGGAUGCCCAGGCCACUUUCGCCGCACCCUCGGCUUCGCCCAGCCCGGAGUGUUCCGACGGGCACGAGGGAUCCUCUGCGCCCAGCGAGUUCCUGGCUGAAUUCCUGUCGGCGAUCAUGCGGCGCCAGUACGCAGAAGCCCUCAAAUACUGCCGCCUGAUCCUGCAGUACGAGCCACACAACGCUACCGCUCGCAGCUUCUUCCCGCUGCUGCGAGACAAACUCUCCACGCACGCGCCAGCUGAAGAGGGGCUGAGUACGAGCGAGGAGGCGAGUCCUCCGGCCGCCGCUGACCCGGUGACUGCGGAGUGCAGCGCGGCCGACGCGUGGGAGGGCUCGGAGCGCUCCAACGGCUCGUGGUCCUCGCUGGAGCUGGACUCGUCCUCCCCGAGUACCGACCCCACGCGCUCCUCCGACAGUGCGUGGUCGCGCUGGGAGAGCAGCGGCUCGCGGUCGGAGCGAGAUGACAACGGCAACGAGCCCCGCCGGCCCCUGGCGGCGUCGGUCCCCACUCGCGACCAAGGUGGAGUAGGAACUGUUGGGGACGCUAUCGAGGACCCGGACAUCGAGAACGACAAUGACGGGGCGAGUGCCGCCGGGGACGCCCUCGCCGCGACCCCCACGUCCCCCGCCAACCUUCCUAAGAGCAGCACAUCAUCUCUGGCGUCACUGCGGCGGUUGCGCGCCCACUUCACUUGCUCCAUCAAGUAGAGCACUCAACAGCCCUCCCCUCCUCCCCCACCCACACACUCGCCGAAGACCGCAGUAUUUUUGAAGUUAUUGAAAUAAAUUUCGUGGGUGUGUAAUACUAAUAACAUCCUGCAGUCGUCUUUUAUACAAUAUGUUUUCUAUCCCUACAAAAAAUUUGAAGCUAAAUAAGACUGUCUUACCAAUUACCAAGUUUUUUAAGUAUUUUGUGCAUUGACGUACAAUAAGUCAAUGAUUUUGUGCGACCUUUUAAUAAGUACCUAUUCAAUCAUUUCUAAUGUUUGUGUAACUACACUAUACUGUAGGUAUGUAAUGUGUUUAUGGAAUUCAUAAUUUAAUGUGUCGCGGUCAAAAGCUCCAUGAGCCUUCCAGCUUAUUGCUUUUAUUUAAUUUAGCUUUUACUUCUGUGACAAAGGUCAAUUCUUUAAAUAUAAAAAGAUAAAGAAUCAUUUAAUAUCAAAGACUUGUAUGUAUACUAAUAGACAAAACUUUUGGAAUAACAAUUGUGUCGCAAUUUUGGAUCGAGCGGGCGUGCGGAGAGGGGAGCAGGCAUGGUGAAUAUGCAUUGCAAACACAGGUGUAAUUAUAAUGGAAGUGUUUUAUUGGUCACUUUGAACAAAAUCGGUGUUAGUUUGUUGAAAACAACGUUCACGGCUUACAAAACAGUGCACUGGUCUUCUCACUUGCUCGCAGUGGACUAAACGAGCUGCGGCCGCGGCCCGCGGCGUCUGAAACUCGGAACCGAAACUCAGUUAGCAAUUAUUUAAGGCCACAGAGCUUGUCUAGUAGUAUACAUAGGAGUAUUUGUUCAAUACGGUUGUGGGCUACGUAUUUUGUAAAGUGAAACUGUCUUACCAUCAAUUUUUGUAAAACUAACUCUAAAAUAAAAUAACUAGAUAGGUACAUAUCGUAUAUACUCAUAGUGGUUCUAGUCAAGGCUCUCUUGGCAUGUUUGCUUUACUAAAGGCAACUUUGUGUUCAAACCAAGACAGUAGCGUCAAGCGAAGCCAACAGUGAACAGUAAUUGCAACUCAUUUGUUUUUCCGCUUACACACUUCACCAAAGAGUACAUAAUAGUACGUACCUACAAAGUUAGAUACGUUCGCAUAAUAUUGUUCACCGUUCUAACCUUACGCACUUAUCAAAUAAAAAAAAAACAGGGACAAUUGAUUGAAUAGUAACUAGAUUUUUAAAACUAUCAAAAAUUUUAUCGAUUAUCAUCUGCUCUGCAUAUCUUACCUUUAUCUCACUUCACCAGGUCCAUGGUUUGGAUCUCUUUACAAUUUGUAAUAAGAAAAAGCUUAGUGUAAAAACAGAUUUCCCGAUACGUGUUGGACACUAAUGUCUAAUACGUAUUUAGUGUGAUUUGAAGCCAAAUAUGUGAGCAAGCCGGUUAAGGCUUAUUGAGCUACUGUAUCGCCACAUAUUAUAUAAGAGAUAUAUUUAAAAAUUUCGAUAAUUUUAAUUAGGUAAAUACCUAAUUGUCACGUUAAAAUUCAAAAUUUGAGUGUUAGUUUAUAAUAAAGUAUAUUUGUAAUUGAUAACAUUGUAUUAUGGACCUAAAGCCGGCCUACAGGCUCCAAGAAAACAUAUUUCGUAGACAUAUCCACGGCGUCCUCUGCUCCCGGGAGGACGGUGACCAGAGAUAACACACAGUUAGGCCCGGUAUCCACCAAAGCGGAGAGGAGAGGAGACGAGAAUAGAUAAGCCGCGAAGCUGUCAGUUUAUUCCCACCAAAGCGGGAGCUAUGUGUGGAGAGCUCGAAAUCAGUCAAGUGAUGUCUACGAAAGGAAAGAGAGCGGAGGAUCGUGUAUCAUACACGAUCCUGCGCUCUGCCGCGCCAAUUCAUCGCUCGACGCAGCACAAAAUUAUAGAAAAAUGAGACAUCUCCGCUUGAUCCAUUUACACCGACGGUAAGCGGAGAGAAGUGGAAUUAACGAAAUCUGAUUGGUUAUCAAAAUACAUCUCCUCUCCUCACCGCUUUGGUGGAUACCGAGCCUUACACAAACCUAGGCGUUCGAACAUAAAGCACACGCCACACGGCACCGAGAGUUGUCUGUGUUGCGGCGAUUGACCCAUUGUUUUGUAUUACACGCUAGGAAUGAAAUUUAACACCUCGACGCCUGUUGAAUGUUGUUGUAAUGAGGCCGUCCUCCACCACCCCUUUAUAUUUACUAUUAGUCGUGUGAGUACUUGGUGUGAUGCAGAUAUAAACUAUAUUGUGACAUCGCUACUGACUGCGCUGCACGUCUUCUUCAUCUUCGCAGUCGCGGUCGUAGUAUGAGUUGUCAUGCAGCGGUAGUACGGCAGUGUUGCCAGCUGCAUAGCAUUAGCUGAUAUGAGUGCAACGAGAAGACUGAAUGAGAAAUUGUCGACUUUAUUGUUUGUUACCUGUUAGAAAUUAAAUAGUGUAUAGCUGUUGUACUCGCUAAAAAUUAUCAUUUUCGAGGCCAAUUCACGAGACUACUAAACAAAAGAGCGAAUAUUAACUAUAUUUUAUCUUCUGGGCUAAUAUUUUCGUGCAAGUAGAUUCUAUUUGUUUUCCUUAUUAUACACACAUUUAAUCUCUUACGAAUUGGCUUGAGAAAAUGAGCCCUGGUUCAACUGCGGUCGGUGUGAUGUGAGCGUGGGCGCAAGGGCCGCCACCAGGGACUUCUUAUAAUGAUCAAGCUAGACUUCCGAGCAGCCCGGCUAUAUCACAACAGCCGCAGCGCCUCUCUGACGUCACUCACUGUUGUUAAUACAUAGAAGAACCGAUCAAUUUUUAAAAGACUCUUAUUAUUGUAAGACAAUUUCACCCGGGCUUUGUCCUUCAUCUGGAGUUCGAAGUAAAUCCAUCGAAAAGAUAUAGGUACUUAGUUACAUUACCAAUUUUUCUUAGAGGAUAUAAAAUUAAUUACUUAGGUCCAUGUGUUGCAAUUCUGUAAAAUAGUACGCGUCUAAUAUUUGAUCAGGCCGGUGCUAAAUACCAAAAAUUAAAAACAACUAAUUCUAAUCUACUAAUCCCUUUUCUUCCGGUCCGUUUGGGAAGCUUUUUUACAAAUAAAUAUAUUAUUUCCAUUUUUUUGAUAUUCUUAAUUUUGACACAUUCAAAACCACCAUGUUAGCAUGACCGCUAUCGCUACGGCGUGCGACAGUGACGCUGUGCUCGAAAGUAGUUCUUUAACAGUGGCGACGCGCGCCUUGUGAAGGCUCCGUAUAAAAAUAUGUUUGGGGCCCUUAUGAAGGGUAAAGAUUUCUCACAAAAGAAAAUUUUUUUUUGCAUAAAAUCAAAAGAAAUAUACUAAUUGUCUAUCUGUCACUUGGAAAGAUUUGAUUGAUUUUUGCUUAUUCAGGUCGGGAGCCCCCGUCGCCCGUAUAAUUGAUACGGCUGAUACAGCGGUAACUACGCCCCUGUUCUUUCAUUUCAGUACGUACCUACUGUAUAAUAAUACUGUGAUGCUGUAGCCGCUUUCUUCGGAAGUCUAGCUUUAAUAUAUCGUUUCAACUGUUGAUGUGUCUAUCAAAACUAUUAUUGUACUAAAUUAUAUUACUUUAUUAA
Messenger RNA from Leptidea sinapis, 4949 nucleotides. RefSeq lists its product as uncharacterized. Gene Ontology annotation, molecular function: protein binding. The coding region runs from base 104 to 1411 and encodes 435 amino acids. The transcript is spliced from 9 exons. NCBI's taxonomy places the organism in Eukaryota, Metazoa, Arthropoda, Insecta, Lepidoptera, Pieridae. The record is from RefSeq and is a predicted model, not a curated record.